This is a messenger RNA of Stegodyphus dumicola, 4112 nucleotides long. Its product is annotated as retinoic acid receptor RXR-alpha-B-like. Lineage: Eukaryota; Metazoa; Arthropoda; Arachnida; Araneae; Eresidae. Gene Ontology annotation, molecular function: zinc ion binding; sequence-specific DNA binding; nuclear steroid receptor activity. Gene Ontology annotation, cellular component: nucleus. The record is from RefSeq and is a predicted model, not a curated record. Gene Ontology annotation, biological process: regulation of DNA-templated transcription.
UCGCGCACUGUUGAAAACAUUCGCGAGAUGAAAUGUCGCCCGUCAGAAGGCGAUCAUCAUGCCUCUGUGCGAACUCACGUGAGGCCAUGUUGGCAGUCGGUCUACAAUAUGGAUAACCGACGAGAUGAUACCACUGACUUGAGUUGAAAAAUUCUCGGAUUUUGAUCGAAGCGGUUGUCGCUUCAGUUUCGUUUUCUCAAAGGAAGUUUUCUCUCGCGCGCCUUCCUAAAACUGUUUAUUUUGGAAAACACGGAGGUUAGCGUUUCGCGUAUUUGGAGUGGUUUAAUUUUUUUAGUAAGAGUUAUACCUCAUCAUUUUGUAAACAUAAGAAUCCCGGUUAAAGGGAAAUAACUUUUGUUUGCAUUUGAUCGUAGUGUCUGUGAUCAAUGGACCUUUUUUUGUUUAUAAAGGACUUAAGUGUAUGAAUUAUUUUAGAUCUGUGAUAUAGUUAGGGAUGAGUGUUUACCCGGUGAAAAAGUAAAACUCCCCAUAAAAUUUUUAGAUGUUAUUGUUUUGUUAUUUCUUGUUAGCUUAUUCAGUAAGAAAUACUGUAUAAACGUUUUAAUGUAAUACUCUGUCUUCCUGAAUCUUAAUUUCAUACAACGUUUACUUCAAUCUUGUGUUGAAUAUAUCCAUUGAUCUUAAUAUUGUGAUAUUUAAAUUGGAAUAAGGACGUAUCAUUCUCAUAAGACAAAUAAUUUGUGAAAUAAUUUAAGUAUAUUUAGAAACUGAGACGAGCUUUUAGCUUGUAUAUAAUCGAGUAAAUGCAAAGGGAAUCGCCAGAGAUAAUGAUGCAUCACAAGAAAGAACGACCAAAACUAUCCGUUACAGCACUAUUGUACGGAUCUCAAACUGCUGGUCUACCGUGGUUGCAGUCUCCUGGAGCUCAGAGUCCGACAGUUCUGAACAACACGACUUCUAUUUCAAAUGGUUCAGGUGGAACUACUGUGACAAGCGGAGCUUUACCACCUGUGACUAAUAGCCUUUCACAGUCCGCCUAUCCAGGGAUUUUACCGUCUAAUUAUGCAACACCACAGUCUCCACGGUAUCCACCCAACCAUCCCUUAAGUGGAUCAAAGCAUCUCUGUUCGAUUUGUGGAGACCGAGCAUCUGGUAAACAUUAUGGUGUAUAUAGUUGUGAAGGCUGCAAAGGCUUUUUCAAGAGGACAGUACGUAAAGAUCUAUCUUAUGCCUGUCGUGAAGAUCGUAACUGUAUUAUUGAUAAGCGACAAAGGAAUCGUUGUCAAUAUUGUCGUUAUCAAAAAUGUUUAGCUAUGGGAAUGAAACGGGAAGUUAUAUGCCGUGCAGCUGUCCAAGAAGAAAGACAGAGAACAAAAGAAAGAAAUGAAAAUGAAGUGGAAAGUACAAGCAGUUCUCAAAAUGAUAUGUCCAUAGAUCGUAUUCUAGAAGCAGAACUGAGAGUUGAACCAAAAACUGAAGAUAUAGAUGCCAGUUGGUUUGUUAAACAAGAAUGCCCAAUGUCACCUCAAAAAGAUCCAGUAAUUAACAUAUGUCAGGCAGCUGACAGGCAACUUUAUCAGCUUGUGGAAUGGGCUAAGCAUAUCCCGCAUUUUACAGAGCUACCUCUUGAAGACCAAAUGGUUUUGUUGAAAGCAGGCUGGAAUGAAUUAUUAAUUGCUGCUUUUUCACAUCGAUCUGUAGCUGUUAAAGAUGGUAUAGUGUUAGCAACUGGACUAGUUGUUCACAGAAAUAGUGCCCAUAGUGCAGGAGUUGGUACAAUAUUUGAUAGAGUUCUCUCAGAGUUAGUUGCUAAAAUGCGUGAAAUGAAAAUGGACAAGACAGAACUUGGAUGCCUUCGAGCAAUUGUGCUCUAUAAUCCAGAGGUGAAAGGUUUAAAAUGUAAUCAGCAAAUAGAAAAUUUGAGAGAAAAAGUUUAUGCGUCUUUGGAGGACUACUGUAAACAGAAUUACCCUGAUCAACCAGGAAGAUUUGCAAAACUUUUGCUUCGCUUGCCCGCCUUACGAAGCAUAGGACUCAAGUGUUUGGAACAUUUAUUUUUCUUCAAACUGAUUGGAGACACUCCUAUUGAUAAUUUUUUAAUGUCUAUGUUAGAAGCGCCCAUUGAUCCAUGAUUGCUCUUUUAAUUUCUAUUUUAGAUUUUCUUUAUAUUGUAAUAGGCUCCAGAACUUUUCUAUGGUAGCCACAGUUGUGUUUCUAUUUGUCAUACAAGGUAAACACUGUGCAACAGAACUAAAACAAAAAUGUUAAUUGCAAUCAUUAUAUUAAAAAAUUGUUUUCAACAGUAUUUAUUAUAGUAUUUUUGGAUCUGAAAUGAUUAUCUUGUUAACUUUUUAGUAAUAGUCUAAUGUUUAAAAAAUUGUUACUAAUGUAUAUUUGGAGUUUUUCAAAAUUUUUAUUUUGUUUUCUGUAUGGGUAACUUUUACAAACUUUGUGUCAUGUACAUACACAAAGCUGGUGUUAAAUGCACUAGAUCUGCUUAUUUUAAUAUUUUCAGAAUAUUUUGUAUUGUUAAAGUUUUUUUACUGACUCAUAAGUUCUGUAAAAUGCUUGUCACUGAUUUCAUGUAGUCAUUUACAUGUAUUAGUUCUUCUUUGUGUAUGUAUGUUUCUUUUCAUGAAGUAUAUAAAAAUUAUGUUUGUUGUAUGUGUUUCAAAGUGCUGCAUUUCUAUUUGAUAUCCUUGUGUAAUAACAAUAUAAUUUAUUCACAUUACCAGAAAAAUUGCACUUUUAUGUAACAUAAGCAUUUUUUAGUGUUCAUUAUUGUAAGUAUAAUUUGUUUUCUGUAUAAUUUGUGACUGACUUUUUUGAAGCAUAUUUCUUAAACUCUGAAAUUACAGAAUACUGAAUAAAUUUGUUAAUAUUCAGUCAGGAUUUUUCGUUAAAGUAUUUUUAAAAUUUGAAUCUCAUUUUUAGUUUCUAAAGGCAUUUAUUAUGUAUGAAUCUCAUGUUUUACUUAAUGUAGGUUAUCUUAGAUCUGAAUCUCAUUUUUAAUGAGUUCUCUCAUUCUUAAAAAUGAUAAAAAUUUAUGUGUAGUUGAAACUUAAUGUUUUUUUUAAUACCAGAAAAGUCCUUCCUUUUCAGCAGCUUUAAACUGCUUAUGAUGCUUUCAAAGAUAUCAUUUUUUAAAAAUAUGUUUUAGUUGUUACUAAUUAUGUGGACUGAUUUCCUUGACUAAGAAUUCAUAACUUCAACUGCCAACUAACAGUAGGCAAGUAUGACUUACUGAUUGAUAUUAAAUAUUUACACACUAGUUUAUUAGGAUGGAUAGUCAUAUCUCAUGUUUUGAAUGUGCAGAAUUGAUGUGUUUUUAUUUGAAUGCAAUCUGAUAUUUGUAAAGCAUUUUAAGGAUGAAUUUCAUAAACGUUAUAGCUUUUUGAUAACAAAAGGGUCAUUUAACAGCAUAACUUUGGAUGUUUUUAGUGCACAUUUCUGCUUUAUAUGUUUAAUAAUAGUGAAGGGCUAUUUCAUGAAUGAAGUCUACUGUGCUACUCUCCAUGACAUUCCUUUCCUUUCACAUUUUAAAUUAAUAUAUGUUAAUUCUUAUUAUAUAUUAUAAUAAAUUUAGAAUUAUUCCUUUUGUAAAUGAUAUUCUGUUUAUCAACUCUUAAUUAAAAGUAAGCCCUUAUACUAAAACUUUAGCAGCAAUAGAUGAAAUAGAUGUGCCAACAUAUCAUUUUUCUAGUGUAUUUGGUAUACGUAGUAAGAUAUUAUAUUUUGUUUAUAGCAUUGCACAAUGAAAUUUAAGUAAUCUUAGUAAUAAAUUUGAAAUUUAAAAAAAUCGCUUUUCCCGCACGAGAACCUUACACUUAAAUUAGGCUUAGAAAUACUCGGUCUUAUUGCCGCAACAGUUUUGAAUUUAAGAAUUCCUGCAUUAUCAGCUUUAAUAUAAGCAUGUUAUUUGGUUUGCUGUGCAUAGCACUUGGGUAUUUAGAAUUCCAUUUCAUCAGAUUUAAUAUUAAGAAGUGGAUUUCAGUUGUGAAAGACAGAUGAUUAAAUUUUCUGCCACAAGGAAUUUUCCAUGUGGUAACUUUGUUCACUGCCAAUUAAGCGAUAGACCUUUCAUCAUGGAUGUUGCUAUUGAUUUUUUAAGUAUAUAUAUAUAUAUAUAUAUAUAUAAGAUAAAAAUAUGU